CGUUGCAGGGCGCCCACGGCCCUGAGUGGGGGACAGUCGCCCUAGGCACCCUCUCUUUUCGGCCCUGAGGUACCCGGCCUGGUGGCCCAGGACGUUCCCGUCGCAUGGCGGAGUGCUGCGGACGAUGCCCAUGAAGUUCUUAGUCCUUCUAGUCGCGCUGUUGCUAUGGCCUUCGUUCGUGCCGGCCAUUCCGAGCAUAACCGUGACGCCUGACGAAGAACAAAACUUAAAUCAUUAUGUAGAAGUUUUACAGAACCUAAUACUAAGUGUUCCUACUAGGGAGCCAGGUCGUGAGAAAAAAUCAAAGUCUCCAAAUAAUGUUCAUUCUAUAGGACCGAAGGUAUCAAGAUUAAAGGAGAUAAUCACACAUGGAGACGUUUCAACUGAAAAUGAUGUUUUAAUCAAUCCUCUUGGUGAAGAAACCACAGCUUCCCCAACUGGAGGCUUCACACUGGAAGUACAGAAGAAAAAACCUACCGAAAGCACAGCAUUCUGGUCGAUUAAACCAAAUAAUGUUUCUAUUGUUUUACACACAGAUGAACCUUAUAUUGUAAAAGAGCCAGAGCCAGAGCCAGAGCCAGAACCAGAAAUAUCACAAACAAAUCCAUGGCUAAACUUUACUGAGACAUCCCCAAGCCCAGAGGUCACCUCAGGCCAACUGUCCAUCACUUCUUUAAGUAGAAACACUGACAUGAAUACCGUCACAGAGCUAGAAGAUGUUCCUCAGCUCUCAGGCGAAUAUGAAAUGGGAACACCUGACACAGUAACAUUUGAAAAACACCCACAGAUUCUGAAUAAUGAAGACAUUUUGAAAAAAAUUUCAGAUAUUCAUUCACAGGUACAACGGGUACCUCUUGCUGAAAGCCUCAAGCCAGAAUACAGAGAGGACAUUCGAGCCUCUAGAGAGCACCUAAAACGGAGCCUUGCUUUAGCAGAAGCAGCAGAACAUAAACUACAAAAGAUGUAUAAAUCCCAGCUAUUACCACUAGCACGAAGCAGUAGUGGAAUUGAUGACAUUGAAACUGUUAUUAACAUGCUGUACAAUUCCAGAUCUAAAUUAGCUGAAUAUUUAGAUAUUAGAUAUGUUCCACCAGAGAUGAGACAGAAAGCUACUACAGUAUUCAAUACAUUGAAAAAAAUAUUAUGUGUAAGUCAACAAGAAACUCAAAAUCUUAUUAGGAAGUUAUUAAACAAUAAUAUAAAAAUUUUAAACCUACUUGAUGUUCCAUGACAAAGUUGAUUUAAGCAAACUGUGCAUUCAUUUCACUGGAGAAAUAAACAUUAGUGAUUCACCAGUUGUAUGAAAAUAUUUUCUAUUCAAUGUGCUAACAUCUUUAUUUGUCAUGUUAUAAAAAACUUUCAUAUGCACAAAAGCCUAAUAAUUUAAAAUAAAAUUUUGGUUCAGGAGUUUGUAGUUUUUUUCUCAUUAAUUAAAAGUUAUGAAGAUCUAACCUUUAAAAUGUUUAAGCUUUGAUUUUACUUGAAUAGAUUAGUUAAGUUCACCCAUUUUAUAAAAGUUAAGAGACUGUGCAAUCUGUAUGUAGCCUGUUUUAAAUAAUUGAAUAUAAAUGUAAAAUUUUAGUAUAUAUGGUCUUUAUUACUGUUUCAGAGAAUCUGAGUUUUCUGUCUGAAUAGAGAAGUUGGAACUUGAA
This is a messenger RNA of Neogale vison (American mink), 1652 nucleotides long. It is a transcript of the gene SPESP1, whose product is annotated as sperm equatorial segment protein 1. Gene Ontology annotation, biological process: acrosome reaction; fusion of sperm to egg plasma membrane involved in single fertilization. Gene Ontology annotation, cellular component: acrosomal vesicle. Bases 125 to 1231 code for a protein of 368 amino acids. The record is from RefSeq and is a predicted model, not a curated record. The transcript has 2 exons. NCBI's taxonomy places the organism in Eukaryota, Metazoa, Chordata, Mammalia, Carnivora, Mustelidae.